Messenger RNA from Helianthus annuus (common sunflower), 2414 nucleotides. Its product is annotated as long-chain-alcohol oxidase FAO1. Bases 36 to 2267 code for a protein of 743 amino acids. Gene Ontology annotation, molecular function: flavin adenine dinucleotide binding; long-chain-alcohol oxidase activity. NCBI's taxonomy places the organism in Eukaryota, Viridiplantae, Streptophyta, Magnoliopsida, Asterales, Asteraceae. The transcript is spliced from 3 exons. The record is from RefSeq and is a predicted model, not a curated record.
AGGUAUACAACAUUAAUUAACACAAAAAGAAAAAGAUGUAUGAUGAGAGAGAAAGAGAGUGUCACCGUCUGUUAAGAGGAGGUGAGAGAGAUGAAGAUUACAAAAGUGGAAGCUUAUGUUCAUCAGAAAUGGAGAGUUUGAGCAGCCUAUGUGAGGUGAUCCUUCAACCACUCCCUUUGAAUUCUCUUGAUCAUGCUCACCAUGGCAACAAGAAGAAGGAAGAAUCAAUCCACUUAUUCUCCACUCUUUCUGGUUCCCAACACUCGGUUCCAAAAAAGGUGGCUAAUCUUAUUGUCAAAAGAGGUUUUUUUGAAGCAGUGAUGGUGGUGAGAUUGGUUUUAAAACUUCUUUCCACCAGGCUUGGAACCCUUUUUGUUGCUGGUUCUCUUUGCCUGUCUCAUCAAUGGCCAUACAUAAACAAAUUCUCAGAAAUCCCUUUGCAUAAAAGGGAAAAGAUUGUGCAGAAAUGGUUCAAACAUAGCUUCCUAACCCCAAUCAGACUUGGAUUUGUGUUCAUCAAAAGUCUCUGUCUUUUUGUCUUCUUUUCUCAGGCUGAUGAAAAAUCAAACAAUCCUUCAUGGGAAGCCAUCGGCUACCACGUAGACAUUAACAAAGACCUUCCCAACGAUCAAAAGGAGCGUCCUUUACAAAAAGGAAUGGUGGAAACCAUGGACGAAACAGAUGAUUCACUUGUGACCUCCCUCAUGCAAAAAGGCUUAGACGUGACGGAAAACUUUAAAGAAAACAUCUGCACAGUAAAAUGCGAUGUGGUAAUCGUGGGCUCUGGUUGCGGUGGUGGUGUUGCAGCCGCGGUACUCGCGCAAUCAGGCAAGAAAGUGGUGGUUCUCGAAAAAGGGAACUAUUUUAACCGAACCGAUUAUUCGAAACUCGAAGGCCCGUCUCUAGAUCAACUGUAUGAAGCUGGAAGUAUACUUCCAACACUUGAUGGGAAAGUAAUGAUCCAAGCGGCUUCCACGGUUGGCGGGGGCUCAGCCGUCAAUUGGUCAGCUUGCAUCAAGACACCACUUUCUGUUCUAAAAGAAUGGGCCGAAGAACACAACAUUAAGUUGUACGGAACCCAUGAGUACACUCUUGCAAUGGACAAGGUAUGUGAAAGAAUUGGUGUGAUUGAAAAGUGUAAAAGUGAAAGCUUCAAAAAUCAAGUUCUCCGAAAAGGGUGUGAAUAUCUUGGUCUAAAAGUGGAGGAUGUCCCACAAAACACAUCCGAAAAUCAUGACUGUGGUUCGUGUUGUUUCGGGUGCAGAUCCGGAGACAAAAAAGGAACAGAUUCGACUUGGUUGGUUGACGCAGUGGAUAACGGAGCAGUGAUCAUAACCGGAUGUAAAGCUGACAAGUUUUUAUUACUAAAAAAUCAUCAAGGUAAAAGAAGAAAGAAAUGUGUAGGGGUGAUUUCACAAGUUUUAAACCAAAAGAUCACCAAAAGAUUGCAAAUCGAAGCAAAAGUGACAAUUUCUGCAUGUGGGGCGUUGAUGACACCACCCUUGAUGAUAUAUAGUGGGCUAAAAAACCCUAAUAUCGGCAAGAAUCUUCACCUUCAUCCUGUUCUAAUGGCAUGGGGAUACUUUCCAGACAAUGAUCUGAAUCUGUCAGGUAAAAGCUUCGAAGGUGGGAUCUUGACGUCCAUUCAUAAAUCAGGGUUUGAUGACAAUUACAUUCUGGAAGUCCCUGCACUUGCACCAGGUACUUUUGCUGCAUUAUGUCCAUGGGAAUCUGGUAAAGAUCUAAAGGAAAGAAUGCUGAAAUACCCAAGAACAGCUCAUGUGUUUUCAUUGGUUAGAGAUUGUGGGUCUGGUGAAGUAAAAUCUGCAGGAAGGAUAAACUAUAGUUUGCAUAAAUCCGAUAAAAAACACAUCAAGAACGGGUUGAAACAGGCGAUAAAGGUUUUAAUCGCGGCUGGAGCGGUUGAAGUGGGAACUCAAAGGUCUGAUGGUCAGAGAUUUAUAUGUAAAGGAACUAGUGAUGAAGAUAUAGAGAAGUUUUUGGAGAUGGUAGAUGCCGGAGAUGGGCCAUUGUCAAUGGUGAAAGAUUGGAGUAUUUAUACUUCUGCUCAUCAAAUGGGGAGUUGCCGAAUGGGAGAAAGUGAAAAGGAAGGUGCAGUUGAUGAACAUGGUGAGAGUUGGGAGGCUGAGGGGCUUUAUGUUUGUGAUGCUAGCAUCUUUCCAUCCGCGGUUGGUGUUAAUCCGAUGAUUACGAUCCAGUCGACUGCUUAUUGUCUUGCACAAGGAAUUGCAAACAAUUUUAGAUGAAUUGUUUUGAAAUUAAUUCAAAUAAUUGAUAACCAUUGCCAUGUUGCGUUAGUCAAUAGAGUUUUGUUGUGUUAAGUCAGUUCCAUUGUAAUAUGAGCGAUUUGUUUUAUAUAUGUUUCUUGUUUUAGUUUAUUUUUCCGACUGUAA